UAUACAGCAUCUCUGUUUUCUGCGCAGGCGCGUAUUGGGCGAUCUGCGCCCCGUUGGUGACUGGACACCGAGACUGGAGUCAGUUCUCCAGCGACUACCCUAGCUCUGAUGACGACGCAACGAGCCAACUCCGCCGUGAUCCUCGCCAUUACGCAGGAAAGUUGGUGAAGGUGUUUUUUCCCCCCCAGUACUGACAACUGCGAAAACAGAAAUAAUACACGAUUGUCACGUUCCGAGGAGAAGUUGGCCUUUGACGGAAUUCAACCAAAACGUAAUUAAGAACUGGAAACCAACGAGUUAGUUCUGAGAAAUCGAUCCUCCAACAUCUGACAUCAAGAAAGCGAAUGAAAUAUUUUUCUUCGCGAGUAAUAAGGAACACCUACGCGUCCCCAGCAGAGAUAAAGGUUUUAUGGGUCUAAAGACAGCAGCAGGUGAUUACAAAUAAAUGGAAGACGGAUGUCAGAACAAUUACAAGUGUUCGCAGGCGAAUUAAUCCACAGUCGAAUCUGAUUAGACUGAUGGGAAGCGGAGAUGACCAUAAGUGAACUAAGUAACAGGGCGACUGUAGACGAUCAUUAGCGAAUUAAAACUGAUACAAGGCCACUACAGGCGAUUACAAGGCGGCAGAUGCGUGAGGUCGUGUCCUUGCUGCCAAGUGGAGCGGAGGAGGAGGAGGUGUUUCCAUGGUUUCGCUCGCGUCUCAUACCUCGACGUCCCGAUGUGUUCGACAAUGACGAUCCGGACGUCGCCCUGGAGGAUUCCCCCGACCCCACUCCGCUCGUCGAAAACACGACGGUGCAUAGUGACUACAUAGAUGACGUCAUCGCGAAACCUCCCCUCAGCGAGUUGGACAGGCUGUACAGUGUGGUACUGCCGCUGGCUUUGGCCGGUGCGGUGGUAAUGGUAAUGGUGUUGGUGACGUCCUUGCUCGCGAGGCGCCGGAAGUCGUCGGGAGGAGAUGGUGCUGGAUCCAGCAUUGUGGUGUACCCUUACCAUCAGAGCAGUGGACCGCAGUUCCUUACGAAGGAGAUUCGAUUCUCCCUUCCGACGUUGCGGCAGGCGUCGUCCCUGGGCGACCUGCUGCCUGGAGACAACGACGCAGAGUCGGAUCGAGACACGGACUCCCUAGUUCCCGCCUCCGCCGCUCACACACAGCGCUCUAACUCAUUCAGUUGCUACGGAUUGGGGGCAAUCGACCCGGCGCUGUAUAGGGGUACUUUGGACCUGGAGGAGGACCUACAGUUCCCGGACGGACAUCUCGGACGCAUCUGGUUCUCUUUGCGGUACGAGCCCGCUACGGAGAAGUUGCUGGUUUCUCUCCUGAAGGCCAAGAAUCUGCCCAGUCGAACGGUGGGCACGGUCAACAGCUGCGACCCUUUCGUCAGGCUUCGUCUAACACCCGAUGAGAGGCGCUACCUGCAGUCGAAACAAAAGAAGAAGACUUGCAAUCCUUACUUCGACGAGACCUUCGUGUUUCAGGUGCCGUCUAAGGAGCUGACGGACCACGUCCUGAAGUUGACUGUGAUAGACGCGGGCAAAGCCAAGCGCCGUGGCGUUAUCGGCUACGUGACCUUUCGCCUGAGGGACCUUCCCGCCGAGAACGAGCAGAUUCUCUACAAGAUGGAUCUCGAAAAGGAGGCUCAGGAGUCGAUUUCGGAUCUGGGCGAGAUGUUGGUAUCACUGCUGUACAACGAGAAUUUGCACCGACUCUCUGUUACUGUCAUCGAAGCGCGGAGGCUUAAGCUCCGCGAGGGUCGCUCCGACUCGUACGUGCGCGUCUCGCUGAGUCAGCAUUGUCGCACGGUGAAAGUGAAGCGGACGGCGACCGUCAAGGGAACGGACUCGCCCAACUUUUCCGAGUGCUUCAACUUCCGAGUUCCGGCGGCGCAGGUAGAUGUCACUAGCGUCGGCUUCCAGGUGCUGCAGUCGGUCAGCGGUUACGGAAGAGUGUGUGGCUGUGUUCCAGAUAAGCUGAUCGGUAAGUUCGUGCUGGGAUCGUACAUGUUCGCACGUGGGAAGGCGCUCACCCACUGGAACUCUGCGUUCAGCAACCCAAUGGAUCAGGUUCAGCAUUGGCACGCCCUCUGUGAGUGAAUGCGACAGACUUCGCCUUUUGCAUACUAUCGUCGAGAUAACUCGGCCUGUCGUAUGCUUAUCAGUAUUUGAAGGUCAUAUGGUUAUAUAUACUUCCUCUGCCGUCUUUUGACCAUUUGGCAAGGUUGCCAUAGAAACAGAAGCGGACAAAUGACGCGUGGCUUCUUUCAGUUGUUUCGUGUUUCAGUAUCUCCGCUGUUAACAAUAUUUGACGCUGUUUUUGUGGUGUGGUAACUCACAUUACCUUUAUUAACUGCUCAACGCUUUGAGUUUCGUGUGAUUCUCACUGCAAACAGCGAUUAUUUCCUUAAACAGCGUUAACCAUUCGAUCUUUGUAAUGGUGAAGUGUAGUGUUUUCUUCGCGGUACGGACUGGAUUCUUAAACCGGGCAAGUCGCUCGUAUUAAUUGUAGGAGGGUCGCCAUUAAUUAUGUAAACGUAAGUUCCAGACCCUCGGUUGGCCCGUCGGUAUUACAGCUCACUGCAUUGCGUGUUCAAGAAACAACUGACAAACGCUCUAAUUCGCGUCGUUUAUGGUCAGUCAUAGAUUAGCCGAUUCGGAAAUAAGAUUGUCAACAUCUCUCAGGAAUAUUGUUUCAAAAAGGGAAAAUAAUUUCAACGUAAAGAAUCAAAUAACUGUUCCGAUGAUUUGUGCAAGAAAUGAAGAGUUUGGUGAGUAUUCUGCAACCCACUCGUAAGAAAUUUGUUCGCAAUCUGCGACAGACUUUCAUUUCGAAAGGGAGCGUUGUGUAUAUAUAUCACUUUAUUAAUACCUAUUAGUGAAAUAACCAAUGUAUAAGCCACUUAUAAGAUGAUUAUAGUAAUAAUGUAUUAUAUUUUAGUGUAAAGUGUUUUUGUCAGCUUACAAACAUCGAAGUUGCUUUCUUUUCCUUCAGUAAAAAUUUCAGUUUCGUGUGCAACAUAACAAUUCGUACAACUGUAUAAAGUAUGUAAUCAUAAAAAUAUUCGGUACCUCUAUACUGAACGGGUGGAAACCUGAAAAUGUUGGUAUUUUCAUUAAUUUUCCCCCCCCCCCCCCCCAUCUCCAAGCAUUUGUUUUUAAAUUGGGAUAACGUAUUUUGUUUUCUUAAAAUAUUUUCUAUUAUUGUGCGCUAUUGAGAUCUACUCAACCACAGACGUGUUCAAAUAAACGAACGUUCUGAAAAAAUCUGACUGCUUCAAUCCGCACGUAAGUUUAAUGAGUUUUGUGUUAAAAUUAUAAUUCACUUAAUUCUAUAAAACGUUCGCUGAACAUACUUUGGGAGUCACCGGGUUGGAGAGUUUAUACGAAAUCAUGAUAUUGUAUGUUUAAAAUUGUCUUCUGUAAAUGAUUGCAUUUGUCUCGCCGUGAUAUUUCAUUAUUCUGUUCCUGAAGUGAGUUCUUUGUUUACGAAGACUGGUCUGUAACCAUCAACAUGAAUAUGCAAUAAUUGCUGUAUAAUAUCAUUAUUGUAUUUAUUCACAGUUCUAUUGUUAUAAAAGACUCGCUGCCAUGUUGUAACUGGCUGGCGUUUAAUAUGGGCUGCAGAUAUUGUGCUGGUCUUUACUCCGUUUUUCCGCUGAAUGUCUUACGCUUCCAAGCUGACAUUAACGCAGCAGAAAUUAUGUCUAUCAAGAUUUAGUAACGAUCUCUGUUAUUUUAUGUCCUCAUUUGAUGUUAAUGUUAAUUUACUGCAGAUAAAGAAUAUAUUGUGGACAGUCGUAAUCAACAAUGGAAAUCCUACAUUUCAGACGACCGUAAAUUCUGUUGUUUGACAAAGCUAAUCAACGCGAAAGAUGUUACACUUGAUAAAGACGCAAAGAGUUGCUCUCUUGUUUUACGUGAAAUAUAGAAAUUGCCACGAUGAGGCGCAUGGAACCUCUUCAGUAUCUGCAAUCUUUGCGUCUCAUAACGAAUGUCUGUAGUUUUUUUUUGUACCAAGUCACGGAGUUUUGACUGGUCAUUUAGAGUGAAACGAGGGUUAUAAUUGUAAUAUAAAUUUCAUGAAUACUUA
Molecule: messenger RNA, 4087 nt
Organism: Zootermopsis nevadensis
Lineage: Eukaryota; Metazoa; Arthropoda; Insecta; Blattodea; Termopsidae
Source: RefSeq, a predicted model, not a curated record